Malania oleifera is the source of this 2387-nucleotide messenger RNA. Its product is annotated as type I inositol polyphosphate 5-phosphatase 8. The transcript has 12 exons. Lineage: Eukaryota; Viridiplantae; Streptophyta; Magnoliopsida; Santalales; Ximeniaceae. Gene Ontology annotation, molecular function: phosphatidylinositol-3,4,5-trisphosphate 5-phosphatase activity; phosphatidylinositol-4,5-bisphosphate 5-phosphatase activity; inositol-polyphosphate 5-phosphatase activity. The coding region runs from base 255 to 1784 and encodes 509 amino acids. Gene Ontology annotation, biological process: phosphatidylinositol dephosphorylation. The record is from RefSeq and is a predicted model, not a curated record.
UUUCUUUUGGUUUUUGGUCUUUCCGAGGAACGCCCCAAACCCCAUUUCCGUUUCUCUUCUUCGCUCCACCGCCACCAACCAAACAUACAAGAAACGAAUCAGACUUUCUCUCUAGAAAUCCCAUCUUUCUCUUUCUCUCUUUCUCUUUUUCUUUCUGUUUCUCUCGGGAAAUCCCAUUGAAAGGAAAGAAGAGAAGGUGCUCAUUUUUCUCAUAGACGCGGUUGAUCAUCCACUCAUAGAUCCGGCGCCACAAAAUGAGAUCAAAGCGGGUGAAGAACGUCAAGCAAUCGUCGUGGCCCAAAUUGGUAGCAAGAAAAUGGCUGAACAUAAAGAGCAGAGCCGACGAAUUUCACUCUGAUUACUCAGAAAGAUUCGUGGCGGAGAAGAAGAGCCAGCGAAGGAAGAGCUGCUCAAACGGGGACUGCUGCGUCGUCGUACCGGAUGAUUUUUCAGGGUGGUUGAUGGAAGCGGCAAAUGGAUUUCAACGGCCCACACCAGCUGUCUCUGAUUCACUCAACCUGAGGAUGUUCGUGGGUACAUGGAACGUAGGAGGAAAGUCGCCGCACGCCGGGUUGAACUUGCGGGAUUGGCUCAGAGCUCCUUCUGCUCCUCCUCCUGACAUCUACGUCCUCGGGUUCCAGGAAAUCGUUCCCCUGAACGCAGGGAACGUACUGGGCGCAGAGGACUUCGGCCCAGCCGCCAAGUGGCUUUCUCUAAUUCGUCAGGCUCUCAAUGACGACAAGACCGACCCUGAACUUGCGCAAUAUUACAGCGGAGCCACUGGCGCCGACUGGAGCCAAUCCCCCUCCCCGUCCCAUUUUGACCACCAGGCCGGCUUGAAGCCAAGGCUCAGCUUCUCGGACCUGCUCUCGCUGGAGGACGAACUCGACAACGAAGAUUUUGAAAGAUUUCUAAAUCUGAACUCCGGCGACGAAGGCUCGCCCAGCCCGCCGUGCCGGUUCGCCGGACAUGUGAGUCCGAUGGCGCGACAGUACUGUUUGGCGGCGAGCAAGCAGAUGGUGGGUCUAUUCUUGUGCGUGUGGGUUCGGGCGGAUCUUAAUCCCUACAUUACCAAUUUGAAGGUUUCCUGCGUCGGGAGGGGGAUUAUGGGAUAUCUUGGAAAUAAGGGAUCAAUAUCAAUCAGCAUGACACUGCACCAGACAACAUUCUGCUUUGUGUGCACCCAUUUGACGUCAGGAGAGAAGGAAGGUGAUGAGGUCAGAAGGAAUUCAGAUGUUGCAGAAAUAUUAAAGAAAACUCGAUUUUCUCAUUCAUAUAGACAUCUUGGACACCCAAUCCCUCGCACCAUUUUGGAGCAUGAGAAAGAAGGAAAAGGAAAAAGAAAAGGAAAGGAAAGGAAUGAAAAAAGUAAGGUUAUUUGGCUUGGAGACUUGAAUUAUCGACUUGCAUGCAGUUGCAGUGACACACAUGAGCUACUAAGAAAAAAUGAUUGGCAAGACCUUUUAGAGAAAGAUCAACUAAGGAUAGAGCAAAGAGCUGGCCGGGUGUUUGAAGGGUGGGAAGAAGGAAGAAUACAUUUUGCUCCAACAUAUAAAUAUCUCACCAAUUCUGAUCAUUAUGUUGUGCAAAGCCCUGGAUCUAGAGAGAAGAGGCGCACACCUGCCUGGUGUGACAGAAUACUGUGGAGAGGUGAAGGGCUGAAGCAGAUAUGGUACCUGAGGGGAGAGUCCAGAUUCUCGGACCACAGACCCGUUUACUCCUUGUUCUCGGCCCGGGUCGACCCAUCAUCAUCAACCGCGCCACGUGGCACAAUCCUACUCUGACACAACCCCCACCACUUGCAUCAUGCAUUUCUCAUCAACCGUGCCCAAGCUCCCAUCCCAGGGCCCAAUUCCUAAGCUUGGGCGGCAGUCCUAAGGCCGUAGGCCGAAGCCCAAGCUCAAGCCUUUCCGAGAUGAUGAGCUUUUGAGUGGUCCGGGAGAAGGAGAAUGAUUUAGUGUCACGCGAGCAUGCGACAGGGCCUGCACGACACGUGGAUCUCAAGGAUAGGUGGUGAUGCUCGGGACACGUGGAUGUGGGAUAGGGGUGGUGGUGAUAUGGCGACAUGGGUUGGUGGUGAUUGGGAAGGCAAAGUGGAGGGAGAGAGGGAGAAGAUCGGAGAGCACAGAUAAAUGGGCCGCACAUGCUCUGGUCUUGUCUUUUGUAGUCUCAACAUUUUUGGGGCUAUGAGCUUUUUGAGUUGGGCUUUUUAGAUUUAGACGUAAGAGAUGGUUGUACAGUGUUCCGCUCUGUUUUUUUUUUUUCAGAAAAAUAUUUUGUGAAAAGACUUGGAGGCAAGAUGUGUACAUUGAAGUGAAAAUGGAGAUUUGUGCCUAAACAAGAAGUAAUAUGAAAAAUAAAUAUCCUUAGAAUUUUGGGAUUCUUAA